CACAUUUAGGCAAUCUUACCAUAACCCAUAUCGGGUCGAUCGUGUGUUUAUGUGAAUUUUCAUUAACAUCGAUUAUCUAACUGAAUAAUUUAAAUCAACACAAUAUUAAUAUAUGAAGACAAAAAACCAAUCUUGUCGUAAUUGUAGCCUGAUUGACUAGGCCAUCACACACUCUGAGCUUAAGACCGACCACAAAAUAAAAUUUAAAAAAAAAUAAAGUGAAAGCAUCUCUUUUGCAUCUUCUCCCAUAAUUCCACCAUCUCUCUAUCUUCGUCGGACUUAAGUGGAAGUCGAAUAAAAACAAACAUAAAACUAAAUCUGACGCACUGGAGGAAAGAGAGAACCCAAAAAACCUCAUUUCUCAUUUUGGGGCUACCAAAAAACUAAAAAAAAACCAAAAAACCAAACCAACCAAAACCAUUCAAAAAAUCUCGCAAUAAGUAGUUACAGCUAAACUCGUCUUCGUCUUCACAUUUUUGAGUUGCUUUCGUGUACCACCGCAGCAGUACCUUACCUAUCUUACAGCACAGCUCAUCGAGGUUUUGUUGUUUUAUUUGGUGAACUUCAUAGAUGCUGGAACCUUAUAGUACCUUACCUUACAUAUACCUAUCUUGAGUCAUUAGUGUGACGAAGUGUUAUAGACACUUACAUAUAUACAUGGUAUUAUGGUAUUAUGAGCGUCAGCGUCAGUCUGGUUGAUUUUUUGAAAAUGGUGAUAGAGGUGGUGGUCUUUUGGCAAUAGGUACUCACCUUUAGGUCUAAUACCUUUUAGUCGGUCGGCCGACACGGUCGUCUUUUCGCACCACAAUACGCAUUCUUGCCCAGCGCCAGCGUAAAGCAGCGCCAAACGCAAAAAAUUAAAAAUAAUCAUAAACAAUAAUUGGUGAAAAAGAAAUUUCGGAAACGCACGAAAAUGGGUCAUCUGUCCACUUCGGAUCGCGUCAAUACUUCAAAGCUUACAGCAAACGGAUGUGCAGGUACGGAAAAGGACAGGGACAGUAUGUACGGUAACAACAGUGACGUUGGUGGAGUUUGCAAUGGCGGCAGCGGAACUACAACGAAAUUGUUAAAUGCUGGUGGUGCAUGCACCAGUAAUGGAUAUUGUGCUAAUGGUAAUGGAUACUUAUCUAAUGGAAGUGUUAAACUAUUAAACAAUGCCAAUGGUAAUGGCAGCGGUGGCUAUGGGAAUCAGAAUGGUGGCAUUCAAACGGUUCUCUUGAGCAAAUCUGAAGUGCAAGAUGUCGAGAGUGAUGGUUCGAAUAAUGAAGAGGAUAUCAAAAAUGCAUCAUCAUCGGCAGGAUAUUUCGAACCUACGCACAAUAUCAACUUGGAAGAGUAUACGAAAAAUUUUAGUGGUGAUUCGUUUAUGGGUUAUAAGUUUUUGGCGCCGUUGAAAUGGGAUAAAAUCAUACAGAUUACAUUGCUGCAUAUGGCUUUUCUCUACGGACUCGUUGUGUACGAUUUGAGGGAUUUAAAUCUUAAAACUACAAUCUUCGCAUUCUUCACUGGUGGAUUAGCAGGGUUUGGUGUAACUGGAGGUGUUCAUAGACUAUGGACACACAAGUCAUUUAAGGCCAAUGUUCCAUUGAGAGUAAUAUUGAUGGCGUGUUUUUCACUUUCUGGACAGAAUACUAUUUACGAUUGGGUGCGUGAUCAUCGUGUCCAUCACAAGUUCUCCGAAACGGAUGCCGACCCGCAUAAUUCCAACCGUGGAUUCUUCUUUGCUCAUGUCGGCUGGCUUAUGAUGUUGAAGCACCCCGAAGUCCUGAGGCGAGGUCGUCAACUAGACAUGUCCGAUGUGCUCAGCGAUCCUGUGGUGCAAUUCCAUCAGAAGCAUUUUAUUCUGUUGAAAUUGUUGCUGUGUUUCCUGAUUCCCACAAUGAUUCCGGUGUAUUGCUGGGAUGAAAAGUGGUAUUGUGCCUUCUUGACGCAAUGCAUCUUCCGUUAUGUGUGUAGUUUGAACUUCACCUGGUCGGUGAAUAGUGCAGCACAUAUGUGGGGAGCAAGGCCAUAUGACAAACGCAUCAAUCCAAGCGAGAAUCUUUGUGUAUCAAUUGUCGCCAUGGGUGAAGGCUGGCACAACUAUCACCACGUCUUCCCCUGGGACUACAAAGCAGCUGAAUUGGGAAAGUACUCCGUCAAUCUUACAACAUUCUAUCUGGACAUGUUCGCAAAAAUGGGUUGGGCGUGGGACAUGAAGCAACCGUCCAAGGAGCUUGUCCGAAAAACCAUCGAAAAGUAUGGCGAUGGAACACAUUUCACACAUGGACACGUCCACAUUGCCGAAAUUCCUGAUCCUUCUGAUAAAGGAUCCUAUUACGACCAAAAUAAAAACUUUAAGGAUGACUAGCCAAUUAGGGUUAGCCUAUCUAACUUUAGAGUGUAUAACGGGGAUUAGAUGUUAAGUUAGGAGAAAAAAGGCAACAACAAUAACAACAACAACAAAAUCAUCAGACAUCAUACCACCAUCAUAAAUUAGCUUUUUAAAAGUUUUCUUUUUUUUUCUUUUUUUAAGGUUAGGUUCUUUGAUUUUGCGCUAAAACAUUCAGAGUUUAUGUUUAGGGAAGAAAUUCUAUAAAAGGAUAUUUUUAGGAACAUCAUUUGUUUAAAAAAAUGUAUAAAGUCUAAUUCAAAAAAAAAAAUUACACAUUCUUGUAGAUCAAAUUAUUUAAUCACCGCACAUGCACACGUUUUAGAGAAACAAGAGAAAAGACGUGUCUUAUUGUUUUUGUUUUGAAAUAUCUUUAAUUUAAGACACGUUGGAUUUAAUUGUUUUGUUUUUCGAAAAACUCACAUACCGUAGGUAUUACAUUUUAUUAUUUUUGUUUUGUUUAGUUUUUAUAUAUAUUUUAUAUUAUAACAAAAAGAAAAGAAAACCUCAUUUGAGUGAUGGUGAUGGAAAUCAUCAUUCGAGUAAUAAUUAUUAUUAUAGUCCUAAGAAUCUUGUAGUGUUUAAUUUUAUUUUACAAAUAAAUAUAAAUACAUAACAAACUAUCUAAAAA
Molecule: messenger RNA, 3002 nt
Organism: Eupeodes corollae
Lineage: Eukaryota; Metazoa; Arthropoda; Insecta; Diptera; Syrphidae
Product: acyl-CoA Delta-9 desaturase
Exons: 5
Coding region: 914-2350 (478 amino acids)
Biological process (GO): unsaturated fatty acid biosynthetic process
Cellular component (GO): endoplasmic reticulum membrane
Molecular function (GO): stearoyl-CoA 9-desaturase activity; iron ion binding
Source: RefSeq, a predicted model, not a curated record